CUCAGAAGGAAACACGAGCUCGCGCCGGAGAUUGCGAGACAGGUACCAAGGUGAGCAGCGUCCGAGUAGAGCGCCGAGCUAUCAUCAAACUUUCGGUUUAAGAAGUGACAUCAAGUGCACCAAAAAUGAUCAUCCUGGACCCGUCCGAGCUCUACCGUCCAGAGCACAAGAAAAUGGAAGAUUUCAGGACGUACACAACAAACAAGGAUGACCCGCUGCAGGCCAGGGUAGCGAAGACCUACAAAGACAUGCACACUUUCCAGACCGUGGAGUUCGUCCGGAACCGGAUGGCUGAGUGGGGCAAGUUCAACAAGGCGCGCAUGUCCAUCAUGGAGGCCUUGGAGAAACUCAACGACCUGGUGGACGAGAGCGACCCCGACGUGGACAUACCCAACAUUGUGCACGCCUUCCAGACUGCCGAGAAAAUCCGCGCUGCGCACCCACAGCAAGACUGGUUCCACCUCACGGGCCUCAUACACGACUUGGGGAAGGUGAUGGCGUUCUACGGCGAACCACAGUGGGCAGUGGUGGGCGACACAUUCCCGGUUGGUUGUGCGUACCAGGAUUCCAUCGUGUACCGAGACACGAGCUUCGUCGACAACCCGGACCUUGAGGACAAUCGCUACAACACCCGUCUCGGCAUCUACACCAAACACUGCGGACUCGAAAAGGUUCUCAUGUCCUGGGGCCACGACGAGUACAUGUACCAAGUGCUCAAGAACCACGGGGCAACGCUUCCGGACGAGGCCAUGUACAUGAUACGGUUCCACUCCUUCUACCCCUGGCACACGGGAGGCGACUACAUGGAACUUUGCAAUGACAAGGACCGGCGCAUGCUGCCUUGGGUCAGAGAGUUCAAUAAAUUUGACCUCUACUCAAAAUGCGAGGACGUUCCUGACCUUGAGGCGCUGACGCCUUACUACCAGUCUCUGAUUGACAAGUACGUUCCGGGAGUUGUCUGCUGGUGAUGCCAGGAGACACGGGAGACAGAAGCCUCCCGUGGCUGAGGGUGCCUUAAGAGGCUCGACUUCUUUACCGUCGUCGUAGCACUGGACUCGUGCGCAGGCCAUUCGUCUAGGAGGCUGCGAUCGCGCUUAACUUUAGUGCCGUGG
Messenger RNA from Rhipicephalus sanguineus (brown dog tick), 1112 nucleotides. Its product is annotated as inositol oxygenase. The coding region runs from base 126 to 968 and encodes 280 amino acids. Lineage: Eukaryota; Metazoa; Arthropoda; Arachnida; Ixodida; Ixodidae. Gene Ontology annotation, biological process: inositol catabolic process. The record is from RefSeq and is a predicted model, not a curated record. Gene Ontology annotation, cellular component: cytoplasm. The transcript has 7 exons. Gene Ontology annotation, molecular function: iron ion binding; inositol oxygenase activity.